This is a messenger RNA of Seminavis robusta, 2208 nucleotides long. NCBI's taxonomy places the organism in Eukaryota, Bacillariophyta, Bacillariophyceae, Naviculales, Naviculaceae. The record is from the annotation of a GenBank genome assembly.
AUGGAUGAUGACAAAGAAGCUUUGGGUCGCCCGCGGGAGGACAACAAGCAAACUGCGACGUUGCAGUCACCACCGACGGAGAUGAAGAAACAGGAACCAGCGGGGCAACAUCCGAGGGGUGCUGGAAACUGUAGUUCGAGGGGUCCAGGAAGCUAUAGCGCUACCGCAGUUGCUGGUUCAAAAGAAAUUGCAGAGGAAACAAGGAAUCUUAGGCAACAACUCCAAAAUGAGAACAACGUAACCGAUCCAGUACAUGCCAUUUCGGGUGCUCAGUCAAUUCGGCCACCAAUAGAUUUGGCAGAUGAUAGUGUCAUGCCAAUGCCACCGCCACAAAACAGUAUUGCCCAUAGGCAACAGGAGCAACAGCCAGGACCAGGAGCCUAUCCUGUGCAAACGGUAAGACUGCCGGCGGAGUUUCGCCAUGACGACACUCAUGAGACCGAAGAUGGCCUACAAGACCCCAAUCAUGCUCCUUGGAAUAUUACUGGAGGAAUCCAGAUUUCACCAGAAGAGAAUGCUAGCAAUCGUGAAGGCUUGGCCGUAGCCAAUCUGGUGCAAGAAAAUUCAGAAUUCUUGGCUGCUUUGCCCCAGGCACAGAAUGUGGAUAUGGAUUCAUCAGAGAGGAGAGCUGAGGAAACCAAGAAAUUCAAAACCAGAAUCUUGCUGAGCAGCAUCCUUGUGAUUGCUGUUAUCAUAAUCUUGUUGGCUGCUCUAGUUCCCCCCAAAGAUACUUCCACCGGUGAUGGAUCUCCACAAGAGGCACCCAGAUUCAGCCCAUCCCAAGCACCAACUACAGUUGCGGAAUAUGUGAUGUCUCUCAUCACUGCGAAUACAACAGCCACUUAUUUGGAAGAAGCUCCAGACUCACCCCAGUCACAGGCAUUGAAAUGGCUCUUGGAGGACUCUGAAAACCUGCCAUAUCCAGCCGAUGAACGCUUGAUACAAAAGUUUGCCCUUGCUACAGUGUUCUAUGCCACAGGCGGCGCCAACUGGGCAGACCAUGACCACUGGCUUGACCACAGUGUCAAUGAAUGUGAAUGGUACACCAAUCAAGAAUUUUCACUGGCGACUUCCACAUCAUUCUUGUAUCCUGGCUUCCUAAAAGACUUCUUCCCUUCAACAGAGCCCCCUCCUACAACCUGUGACGAACGCGGUCUUUAUCAACAUCUUUGGUUAGACGCAAACAAUCUGCAGGGAUCCUUGCCUUCUGAACUCUACUUGCUGACAUCCUUGAAGACAAUUUCAGUUGGGUGGAAUAAUCUACAUGGGUCCAUUUCUCGCCACAUUGGACAUCUUCGUUCUCUGGAGGGGCUAUCUAUGGGAUUUGGAAAAGACUCCGGAACUAUCCCAUCCGAAAUUGGUUUUUUGAGAGAUCUACGUAUGCUAGCACUCAACGACAACAAUCAUGAGGGAUUCAUUCCGUCAGAGCUAUGGCAACUAACCAACCUGGAAUUUUUUACAUUGUUUGGCAACCCUCAAUUAAAGGGGAGUAUCCCAACAGAGAUUGGGAAAUUCAGCAAGCUGAAGUGGAUCGUCCACUUUGACUGUGAUCUCACAGGGACGCUCCCCACAGAGAUUGGUGAAGCAACUUCCCUUGAAUGGUUGGCUUUGUUUGGCAAUUCGCUGACAGGAACCAUUCCAACUGAACUCAAACAGCUUUCAAAGAUACAUCUCAUAGCCUUGGAUGGCAAUGCACUCCAAGGAAGGAUUCCUACAGAGUUGGGUGCACUCGAAUCUCUUCGUCUUUUGUUUAGCCUGUUUGGAAAUCAGCUUACCGGCUGGAUCCCGAGCGAACUGGGACGUCUGACUAACCUGGCCAUUGAAUUGACUCUCAAGAACAACAAUCUCACUGGUACCAUCCCGACUGAGUUGGGACGGCUGUCCCUAUUGAGUGGCAUGGAACUCGAGAACAAUCAGCUCUCUGGCCAGAUUUGCAGUGAAUUUGGGCAGCUCACGGCCUUGAGGCGCCUUCUGUUAGGCAACAAUUCCCUAUCAGGAACUCUGCCUCUUGAACUGCAAGCUCGUCACCAGUCCCUGCAAACUCUGUCUGUGGAGGGCAAUCCCCGGCUAUCUGGAUCCAUUCCGGAAGGACUAUGCACCCUGAGCGGAAUCUGCAAGGGAGGUCCAUUGGACCCAUGUAGUGGCCCUGCUUUGUUUUCAUUUGAUUGCACUAGCUUGCUGUGUGGCUGUGACUGUGCUUGUGGCUGA